Messenger RNA from Chelonus insularis, 2940 nucleotides. It is a transcript of the gene Taf5, whose product is annotated as TATA-box binding protein associated factor 5. Gene Ontology annotation, cellular component: transcription factor TFIID complex. Gene Ontology annotation, biological process: transcription initiation at RNA polymerase II promoter. Gene Ontology annotation, molecular function: RNA polymerase II general transcription initiation factor activity; protein binding. The transcript is spliced from 11 exons. The record is from RefSeq and is a predicted model, not a curated record. The coding region runs from base 742 to 2814 and encodes 690 amino acids. NCBI's taxonomy places the organism in Eukaryota, Metazoa, Arthropoda, Insecta, Hymenoptera, Braconidae.
ACGAAAGUAAGGUUACACUCACGUUUCUAUGUAAUUUCAAAUGAUUGCUCCAUAAAAUGAUUUAUUGACAAAAUUAGUAUUUUGAUUGCUUAUUGAUAGCGGGAUUUUGAUAAAGAAUAGGGAGGAAUAUAACAAUAGAAAUAUCUAUAAAUAAAGCUCAUGGAUCGCAUGGGUGUAAAUAUCACCCUUAUUAAAGUUAGUACUAAAUUAAAUAGAAAAUAUAUUAGAAUUUCUUGGACAUAAAAAGCCGUUACAUCUCUUUGAUUUAUUUAUAUAAAUCAUUCUGUAAACAUUGUAGAUUUAUUUCAGUUAUUAAAAGUUAUAUUAUUGGAAAAAUAAUACAGCAACUAAUAUUAUUCGGCAUCAGAGAAGAGAGACUAGUUCAAUCCUGCAGGAUUAAAAAUCCCAUGGGUUAAAAAUCCUCAGAUUUUGAAAUUACAUACAGCGCGCCAUGCGGAACUAUCAACAAUGUCUAAUUCACUAAAAAACUUCCUUCUCUGAUAAUAAUUAUUCAAUAAAUAAUUAUAAAUUGUACAAAUAAAAAUAACAAAAUGAGCCGAAAAUGUUCAUACAAUUGUAACAUAUAUUAAGUGAUUGAUAAUUAACCUCUAAACAGUGGUUAGAAUUUUGCUCAAGUCAAUCAAAGUUAAAAGAACUUAUUCGAAUUCCAACGUCUUUAUUGCGGCGUUUUAUAAAAUAUUGUUAUAAUAAAAAGUGAAUAAUAAUAUUAUUUAAUCAAUCAUGGAUAAUGAAAGAAAUACAUUAUUAGCUGUUCUUCAAUUCCUUAAAAAAUACAAUCUUAAGGGUACAGAAGAAUUAUUUAGAAAAGAAGCAAAUUUAGUUAAUGUAGAUGUUGACGAAAACCAACAAACUGAUUCUGAAGUCAGUAGUGUAUUAUCAGCUUAUAAAAGUGAAGGAGAUCCAGCCCUUUACGAAAAAGCAUAUAGUGAAUUAAAAAAAUUUGUAGAAAGUUCACUGGAUAUAUAUAAACAUGAGUUGGGAACAAUAUUAUAUCCUGUGUUGGUUCAUAUGUACCUGGAGCUUGUAUAUAAUAAUCAUUCAGAGCAGGCGAAACAGUUGAUGGAAAAAUUUAGCGGUAAUUUAGAAGAUUAUUAUCAAAAUGAUUUAAAAAGGCUUUCUCAUAUGACUAAGAGAGAACAAAUGGCUGGCAAUGAACUUACGGAUACCUUCAAAUCAAAUCAAUUCAUCAUAAGGAUCUCUCGAGAUACUCUUUCAAUACUAAAACGGCACCUACAAGAAAAAAAACAUAGCGUGUUGUUGAAUAUUAUUCAAGAACACCUUUAUUUUGAUAUGUAUGAAGGUGUUGCUAGAAAUAAACAGCAAAUAGAAGCCACGUCUGGUGCUACAUUGGGCGAAGCAACGCGACAAGACAAUAAAGUAAAAGUUUAUUAUGGACUAUUGAAAGAGCCAGACAUCCAAUGCAUGGCACCAGCCGAAGAGGAAGAAGAUGAAUCAACCCCUGGAGCCGAGGGGGAUAAACCGAAGAAGAAAAAACCUAAAAAAGAUCCAUUAUUUUCUAAGAAAACUAAAUCUGAUCCAAAUGCUCCUCCCCUUGGUCGAAUGCCACUACCAUAUUUGAAGGAUAUAGAUAAAUUAGAAAAAGUAAAAGCUUUGCGUGAAGCCUCAAAAAGAGUUACAUUAGGACCCGAUUCUUUACCUUCUAUAUGUUUCUACACAUUACUGAAUACAGUCCACAGUGUAACAUCAGCUGAAAUUUCGGAAGACUCGAGCCUUUUGGCUGUAGGAUUCAGUGAUUCUAUAAUUAAAGUAUGGAGUUUGGUACCACAAAAAUUAAGAUCGAUGAAAACUGGAGAAGCAUUAACUGAUACUGAAAGAGAAGCAGAUGAUGUUCUAGUAAGGAUGAUGGAUGACCGUACGGCAGAAACAGUAAAAACCUUGCAUGGUCAUAGUGGUCCUGUUUAUAGUUUAACCUUCAGUCCUGAUAGAAAUUUAUUAUUAUCUUGUUCUGAAGAUGCUACAAUUCGAUUGUGGUCAUUACAUACAUGGACGUGCGUAGUUUCAUAUAAAGGUCAUUUAUUCCCUGUAUGGUCAGUUCGAUUUUCGUCUCACGGUUAUUAUUUUGCCACGGGUUCUCACGAUAAAACUGCCCGACUUUGGGCCACUGAUUCUCAUCAGCCGCUUCGAAUAUUUGCGGGGCAUUACUCUGAUGUUGAUGUAGUUCAAUUUCAUCCAAAUUCAAAUUAUAUAGCAAGUGGAUCUAGCGAUAUGACUGUAAGAUUGUGGGAUUGUGUAACAGGACUUCAAGUGAGAUUAAUGACAGGACAUAAAGGACCGAUUUAUGCACUCACUUUCUCUACAGAAGGUCGAUUUUUAGCGUCAGCAGGAGCUGAUAAUAGAGUUCUCGUGUGGGAUUUAGCUCACGGUCAUUUAGUUGCAGCAUUAUCAGGACACACGAGUACUAUUCAUUGUCUAUCAUUUAGUAGAGAUGGAAAUAUUUUAGUUUCUGCAUCUUUAGAUUGUACUGUCAAAUUAUGGGAUUUUACAAAGUUAGCUGAAGAAAUGAGUUUGGAAGAUGUUAAUGUAUCCCACAAUCCUGAUGUCAAGACUUCUACUGAAUCAUAUUUAUUAAGAACUUUCCCAACCAAAAACUCUCCAAUUCUUACUCUUCAUUUUACUAGAAGAAAUCUUUUAUUAUCAGUUGGUGGGGAAAUGCUGGCGAUCACGCAGUUUAUUCUCAUUGGAGCAGGAGUUGUUAUUCCAGCCAUUCGACUAUGCCUGAUUGUUGAAGCUAAGUAUUAUUAUUAUUAUGAUUAUAAUAACAAUAGUAUUUGAACAGAGAAAAAAAGUAUAAAAUAGUACGUUGAGCCCCUUGGAGACUGCAGCGUUGCCAACCAUUCAAAUUUUUGUUUCGCAUAUUUACCGAUAAGUGACGUUUUGGUAGUUUCAAAAUGGACGACU